AUGCCCUGGAAUCCACAUCCACCCAGCAUCUUUCAUGAUGAAUCAUGGUCUACACCAUGGCGUUCAUCUGAAUUUCCACCCGAAGAAACCCUCCUUGAGCGACGUAACCGACAACAUGCAAAACCAGAGUGGAAGUCUGUACCAGCAUUUCUGAACUAUCAAUCUAGCCAUUCUGGAGGGUGGCCAUGGGGCUGGGCCAUUUAUCGUACCUCCUAUGCUAAAACAUCCGAUGAAGACUGGGCUAGAGCCAUUGAAAAGCUCGACCAGGCCUGUAUGGCUGACCUGGAAUUUUUCGAGCGCAAUUGGUCCCAAACUGGGGCCACGUGCGUUAAAAUGAUCCGUGAAGGCUACCGGAAUGUGAUCUUUGAAGAUCCCACCUUGGAGGGGGCAUCCGAAGCCGUGAUUCAACGUCGACAUCAAAAAUGGGUCGAAGACCAUGGCCUCUACGUGUGCAGUGCCGUUCCUCGCCUCAACUACCCUCUCUUGUUGGAUGAGCGCUGUGUGCGGUCGAUUCUAGCUAGCUCGGAGCCGAGGCGACCACCUGCUUUGCAAUCUGAAUCAUACCCGCAUGCUACAGAUGGGCCUGGAGUAACGGUCGGUUAUGUCAACGUCAUUGAUGGUGAUUUUGUCCUUGAAAACUGGGAAGAGGAAUACGGAGAGUUCUACCGCGGAUUGGUACGGGUUCACCUGGAUUGUUUAUUUUGCUUCGCUUUCUAUUGUGAAAACCUGAUGGAUGACCAGGAUUGGGGCUCCUGGGGUAUGGAUACCCCUACUUUUGUGCAAUAUACGGAUGGCCGUUCAUGUGAGCUCGAACGGAGGGAAUUGUUUCUUUCUUCUCCAGAUCGGAGUCUGGAGAGGACAGUGAGUGUCACCGAGCUUGAAUACGAAGCGCACCGGUAA
This is a messenger RNA of Penicillium mononematosum, 900 nucleotides long. RefSeq lists its product as uncharacterized. The transcript has a single exon. Bases 1 to 900 code for a protein of 299 amino acids. The record is from RefSeq and is a predicted model, not a curated record. NCBI's taxonomy places the organism in Eukaryota, Fungi, Ascomycota, Eurotiomycetes, Eurotiales, Aspergillaceae.